CUUAUCAGUAUCACUGACCUUCAGAUAGUGUUAUGAAGCAUUUAGCAAUUAAAAGAGAUUGCUUUACAGGGGAAAUCAUCCUCGCAUUGAGCCAGCUCUGAAACCAUGCAGAAGGAAAGCAUCUACAUUUUUGAAGAUUUGCAUUUCCGUGAGUCAAGAAUCAUGAACAAGGAAGCUAAACAGAAAAUGACAGUGCAUUGCCCAACAGACUCAAACAGCAGGAAGAUAACUUUGCCAAAAAAUAAAUCUUGCCCAAACAUAUGUGCAGCAAUUAAUCUGGAUAUACAACCAAAAGAAAACAGAAGGAUUGUUCCUGCUCAUACCUAUUAUUCUAAAAACAGUGAUUUACGAUCUUCCUCCGAGAUGUCUGAGGAGGAAGAAGGUCAUUAUGAGACUGUAAGUUCUUCCACUCUGGAGACUCUCCAAGCUUUGAGAAUCCUUCCUGCCAAACCUCUACAAGAAUCCGAAUAUGCAGAUAAACGUUGUUUAAGGCCUUCAGGUACUGCUUCCUCAAUGAACAACCAGCAAACAUCUCAGCCUCCUCAAAACUCAGCUAAACCCACAUUUUUUCUGGAGGGGAAGAGUGUGCCUAGUGUUACAGGAGAAGGAGUCAAAACACACAGACCCCAGAAUCCUGUGCCACCCCCACGGCCUCUGAAGACACUGCCAAAGCAGUAUCAGCCACUUCCUCCAGAGCCAAAGACGAGCGGCCAGCUCUUUCACACGAGAAAAACAUUCAGCCAAGCUCACACUUUUCCAAUAUCAGCAAAAGUCACAAGACAUCUAUCUUUUAAGGAACUAAACGAAGCAUCUGGAAGAGAAAAAGUUACAGAUUUGGGGAAGAAACCUGAAAUAUCUUCUCAAGCACAAAAGUACAAACCAAAGGAUCAUCCUGAAGCUAGCCUUGAAUCUACAUGGCGCUCUGAAAACACUUGCAGCUCAGGAUCCACAUUAAAUGUAGAGAAUUUGUCAGUGAAGAAGUCACCACCUCCUGCACCGUACCCAUCAUGCAAAAAUAAAUCAAAACAGUCAAUUGUAAAACAGGAAAUGCAAUCUCUUACACAACCCAUUGGAAAGGAUUUAAACAAAUAUGAAUGGUACAUUGGAGAAUACAAUCGCCAUGAAGCAGAGAAGGCACUGUUACAGGAAAACACUGAUGGGACAUUCUUGGUUAGAGAUUGUUCAAAGAAAUCAAACGCUGAACCAUACGUUUUGGUUGUCUAUUAUGGAAGAAGAGUAUACAACAUUAAAGUACGUUUUCUGGAAGAGAGUCAACAAUAUGCACUGGGAACGGGGCUCAAAGGAGAUGACAAAUUUAAUUCUAUGGAAGAAAUGAUAGACUUCUACAAAUAUGUUCCAAUCACACUCAUUGACGGAAAAGAUAAAUCAGGAAUCCGGAGAGAACAAUGCUACCUUACAUAUCCAUUCAAGUUGUGUAAAAGAUAUUUUCUGCCUUAGUAUCACCAAUUUGUUCAUAGAGAUGAAAGUAGAAAAAUUAUUUAAAUGUGUCAAAAAUCAGAUUAGCCUUUGCACUAGGAGUUUCCCGUAGUAUUAUGAAACAUUGUAAAUGCUCCACUAAAAAAACUUCUUAUCAAUGAUUAUACAGAUCUACUCCGUUUUUUUUAUGCUUGGAACUUGUUUUUAACUUAGAAGAUACAGGUAAAGUAUAUGCCAUUGUUUUAAUUCACAGAAAAGUGUUAAGAGAGACCGAAUCCUAAUAUUUUGACAACAAUUGAGCAAUUUACUUAUCUUGCACUGUACCUUCUAAUACAAGACACCCAAACUCAGUCUUGCAUACCUAAGUGCCACUGAAGCUCAGUCAGUAGCAAAACCUAAUAAAACAUACUACAGUCAUAUAUAAAAUAGUCUUGCUUUUAAAAAUACCCAUGAAAUGCUAUUUACCCGAGUAUUCAAUGUUUAACUAUUUCAUUUAGCAUGCUUACCUAUAUGCCCAAUUACAAGCUGUGCUCAGCAGCCACUGAAGUCAUUGGGUGGUAUCAACUAGUGUUCAUAAGUCUCAGAGCAGAUUAUAAAGCUAGCUUUAUUCUAUUACUUAACUAACACUUAUUCUUUAGUUUAAGUAGCAGAUAGUUUUUAUUCCAUAUCUGAGCCUUCAAA
Molecule: messenger RNA, 2118 nt
Organism: Cuculus canorus (common cuckoo)
Lineage: Eukaryota; Metazoa; Chordata; Aves; Cuculiformes; Cuculidae
Gene: CLNK
Product: cytokine dependent hematopoietic cell linker
Exons: 19
Coding region: 106-1458 (450 amino acids)
Biological process (GO): cell surface receptor protein tyrosine kinase signaling pathway; intracellular signal transduction
Source: RefSeq, a predicted model, not a curated record